Molecule: messenger RNA, 648 nt
Organism: Guillardia theta CCMP2712
Lineage: Eukaryota; Cryptophyceae; Pyrenomonadales; Geminigeraceae
Exons: 1
Coding region: 358-543 (61 amino acids)
Source: RefSeq, a predicted model, not a curated record
GUCAGCCAUGCCGGAGGGUUGUGUGGAUGUUCCAGCGGUCAUGCACGUUGGAAGGAUCAAAGGAGAUGUUGCAUAAUGAACAAUGAGAAGAGAGAAUAGGAAGAAUGUUGAGACAUGUAUAUGGAUCUGAAAUGAUGAAAUGACAAGACGAUGCAUGCAAGGAAAGCCAGAGGUGAUAUCAAGGGGAUCAUUAGUAGAAUUGGUAGGGCGAAAGAUGAUGAGUUUACUUGUCUUGAAAGUCACUGAAUAUUUCUUGUCUUGCUGUAAUUUGUCUUCUAUUUCGAUCAUUGUAUUCAACCGUGAUUUGAUGUGUACUGUGACCGGCAAAGUGGUCAGAAUCUCACAUAUCUUUUCAGAAUGCGCACCAUCCUCUACGGAAAGAAGGCUGCCAACCUCUACACCCAGGCGUUCGUUCAGAACACCCAGGCCCGUGCUCUCUACCAGGAGUCCGAGGACACCUACUACCGUGCCAACGAUGCCGCCUCCUACGAUGACUGGCGCCGCGCUCGCCACCAGUGGGACUACUUCUACAACCGCCACUAAGCGUUGUAGCCUCGCAGCUUCACGGAUUCUUUUCAUGGUGCUCAAGUCGCCGGCAGAUUGCCAAAUGAGCGUCUAAAGCAUUAUUUACAGUAAACAGUUGUACAC